Messenger RNA from Ananas comosus (pineapple), 1762 nucleotides. Its product is annotated as la protein 1-like. Gene Ontology annotation, molecular function: mRNA binding. NCBI's taxonomy places the organism in Eukaryota, Viridiplantae, Streptophyta, Magnoliopsida, Poales, Bromeliaceae. The transcript is spliced from 10 exons. Bases 119 to 1447 code for a protein of 442 amino acids. Gene Ontology annotation, cellular component: nucleus. Gene Ontology annotation, biological process: RNA processing. The record is from RefSeq and is a predicted model, not a curated record.
UGAACUUUUUCCCCCAACACUUCCCUUCUUAAACCCUAACCCCCUCUCUCCCCCACUCCCUCCCUCCCUCCUAGCCUGAAAACCCUAAACCAAGGCCCCAAUUUAUCCACCUCCAUUAAUGGCGACCGUCUCCUUGGACGAAUCCAAGGCCAAGAACGUUCUCCGCCAGGUGGAGUUCUAUUUCAGCGAUAGCAAUCUCCCGCGCGACAAUUUCUUGAAGAAAACCGUGGAGGAGAGCGAGGAUGAGUUGGUGAGCUUGGCGGUGAUAUGUUCCUUCUCUCGGAUGAAGACCCAUCUCGGCUUGAACGCCGCCACGAAGCCUGAUGAGGUCCCGGAGGAGAUGGUGCUCGCGGUGGCCGAGGUCUUGAGGAAAUCAUCUUCUCUCCGGGUUUCCGAGGAUGGUAAGAGGGUUGGUAGAAGUUCCGAAUUAAAACUUGACGAGGUCAUAGAGCAAGUAGAUUCAAGGACCAUCGCAGCAGCCCCAUUGCCUUAUGAUGUUAAGCUGGAAGAUGUGGAGUCUUUCUUUGCGAAGCUUGCGAAGGUUAAUAGUGUAAGGCUACCACGCCAUGUUUCUGACAAAAGGCACUUCUGUGGCAGUGCUCUGAUUGAGUUUUCAGAAGAAGAGGAUGCAAAAAAGGUUUUGAUGGAGAAAUUAUCUUUUGCAGGAGCAGAGCUUGAAAUAAAACCAAAGAAGGAUUUUGAUGCUGAAAGAGAGAAAAAGAGAGCAGAAUUUGAAAAAACUCGCUCCAAUAAAAAUUCUCCACAUGGAAGUGAUAGCUAUCCAAAAGGCCUGAUUAUUAACUUCAAGGUAAAGAGCAAGUCGGUUGAUGAUAUGAAAGGACAAAGUGCUGAAGAGAAGGUGAAUGAUAAUGAGGAAGGCCCCAAAGAUAAAGCAGGCGAAGAGAAGAUUCCUGAAGGUGUUGACAAUAACGAGAAAUCAUCACCUGAUGUUGAGGGUGACAAUGAAGGCAAGGCUACUGAGGAAGCUGCACAAGAUCGCGAAAACAAUGUUGCAAAGGGAUCAACUGAAGAGAGUGGCGAUGGGAAGGACGUUGUUACAAGAGAAGAUCUAAAAGCAAUCUUCGAGAAAUUUGGAACUGUUAAGUACGUUGACUUCAAAAUAGGUGAAGACUCGGGAUACAUCCGGUUUGAUGAUCCUAAAGCAGCUGUAGAUGCUCGUGCAUUCGCAGUGCUUGAAAAUGAAGGUGGCUUACUUGUGAAGAAUCAUAUUGUUACCUUAGAAGCCCUUACUGGUGACGAGGAAAGAGAAUAUUGGAACUUGCUACGAGGCAACCAAGAGAAGAGGUAUAAGGAAAACAGAAGCUACAGAGGGAGGGGUGGAAAGAACGCAAGAGGUGGGAGACAUUUUGAUGGUAAGCGUGGCCGGCAAGCAGAUUCAGCAGAGAAGCGCCCUAACAAAGCUCAGAAGGUCGAUGUUAAUGCGUGAGGUUUUCCAUCCACCACGCUUAUCGGAUAAUGAAACUAUUUUGGCAUGAAAUCAAUAUCGGUAAACUGUAACUUAAAAUAGAGCAGUUACGGUCCUGUUGGUUUUCUUGGGGGGAGGCAGAGCAUCUAUUUAUGGAAAGGAUUUGUCGUCCUCUUUAGUAAGAUCUAUAUAUUUUGAAUGUGUUUCGGUCUUCAUAUAUUUAUAUUACCCUUUCUCGUUCUCCAAGGUGUUGAAUUUGUUGAUGAAAUUUUGUUUGCGUAAAGGUUCUAUGAAGACUUUAAUGAGGAUUAUGCAGUGUUUUUCUGCUUCUCACAA